CGCAUGCGUCGCUAGGGUGACAGAUUUCAGCGCCAUUUUUUCUCUUCUCUUUUGAAACUAAUUCGAGAGUAUACACGUUUCGUGUCCGAAGACUUAAAAAUGCGUUACGUGGCUGCUUACUUGUUGGCCGUCCUAGGCGGCAAAGCUUCCCCAGCUCAGGGAGAUUUGGAGAAAAUCUUGGGCUCGGUUGGUAUCGAAAUCGACCAAACCAAACUCCAAAAAGUCAUCAAAGAUUUAAACGGCAAAAGCAUCGAUGAACUCAUCGCGCAAGGUCGUGAGAAGCUUUCCUCAAUGCCUGUAGGUGGUGGUGCUGCUCCAGCUGCAGCUGCUGCCGCCCCAGCUGCCGAAGAAAAGAAAGACUCCAAGAAAGAAGAAAAGAAAGCUGAGUCUGAAGAAGAAGAAGACGAUGACAUGGGAUUUGGACUCUUCGAUUAAAAUAUUUAACGUAUUUUUUAAUUUAAGAUUCAAAUUUCUUUUCUAAUAAACGUUUUUAACU
This is a messenger RNA of Brassicogethes aeneus, 496 nucleotides long. Lineage: Eukaryota; Metazoa; Arthropoda; Insecta; Coleoptera; Nitidulidae. The record is from the annotation of a GenBank genome assembly.